AUGUCCAACUUCGAGGCCACCGAAGCCGUUGCUACCGCUCUCUUUGGCGGUGAUGCCAAUGCCCCCGUCCCUGCCAACCACCCCGUCCCUGCCGCCGACGACGGCUCUUUCGCCGACGCCCUUUUCGCUGCUGGCCUCGAGGACCCCGACCUCGUCUUUCCCGCCAGGCCCACCCCUCUCGCUGCCUCUCCUGUCCCUGUCGCCGACGCCUUUUUCGCUGCUGGCCCCGAGGAGGACCCCGCCUUCGUGUUUCCCGCCAGCCCCGCCCCUCUCGCUGCCUCUCUCAUCCCUGCCGCCGUCCCUGCCGCUGCUGCCUUCGCCUCCGUCCCCGCCGCUGCCGUCGACAACAGCUCAUUCCCCGCCGACGGCAGCUUUUAUCCCGCCGACGUUGCCAAUCCCGCUAUGUCUGACAACGAAUUCAAUGUCGACAUGGGUAAUUUCAACGGCGACGUUGGUGGGAACAACGGCGAUAACUUUUUUGAGUUUGGGAUGGGGGAGGCGGUGGACGGCAACAACAACGGCAACAACAACAACGACGACAACAACAACGACGGCUGGGCCUACCUCUACAAUAGCCACGGCUUGGUCAACGCCGACGGCUCCGUCAACGUCCAGAUGCCCAACAACGAUCUGGACGAUCUGCUCAACGACGUCCCGGUUGCCGGCACCCCCGCCCCCAGCUCCAACCAAGCGGACAAUCUGGAUCCGCGCCUUCAGGCGGGGGAGGGAUAUGCUCAGGGUGGUAUGGAGGCCCCGCAGCCGGUUGUGCCUUCGCCCGUGGUGCCUGCUGUGCCUUCACCGGUGAUGCCGCAGCCGAAGCCGGUUGCAGCCCCUGUGCAGCAGGGAGUACCGCAUCCACAGGCGGUACAGCCCCAGAUGCCGCCGCCUCCCUUCCCGCCCCCGUCCCAGUUCCCUGCCCCGCUCCCGACCCCGACCCCGACCCCGACCCUGCUGCAGCAACUGCAGCAGUACCAGCAACAGCAGUACCAGCAGUACCAGCAACAGCAGUACCAGCAGUACCAGCAACAGCAGUACCAGCAACAGCAGUACCAGCACCAGCAGUACCAGCACCAGCAGGGGCAGCAGCAGCAGCACUACCAGCAGCAACAGCAACAACAAGGGCAGCAACAGCAACAGCAGCAGCAACACCAGGAGCACCAGCCCUGGAAGUUUGCCCAGAAGGUCGGCCCCAAGACCUUCCCCCUCAAACUCCGGGCCGAACCUCUCCCCAGGGCUAGUGCCUCGCUGGUAGAGCAGCUGAGGCAGCAUAACCCGGCGGCCUUUGCCAACGUCCCUCUCCGCCAGGGCCAGGCCGGGCAGCCCUCACAACCUCUCCCCGGCCCCCAGGUCCCCGCUGCUCCCGCGGCUGCUGCUGCUGCUGCUCCUGACGCCGACGCUCCACCUGUCAAGCGCGGCCGCGGCCGUCCCAAGGGCGUCAAGAACAGAGACCCCAGGCCCAAGGAGCCCCUCCACAGGGUGCGCGGCGGUGCUGGCUCUCGGGUAGCCAAAGCCAGGCCCAGAUCAGCUGCGGACGGGGAGCAGAUACUGGCUGCGGCGGCGGCAAACGAGGAGCCAGGAGAUGAUGACGAAGGAGGAGUGGAUGACAUGGAUGUGGAUGUUCCUCCGGGAGGUAAUCCUCAGCCAGGAGGGCAUCAUGGGCAUGUUGACCUUGAGGCAACCAUCCAGGAGAUGAGGGAGCAAGGUCCACUCACACCCGCUCAGGAAGAGAUUAUGGCACGAGCUUUAAAUAGGAGUAGGUAG
This is a messenger RNA of Neurospora tetrasperma FGSC 2508, 1761 nucleotides long. RefSeq lists its product as uncharacterized. The transcript has 6 exons. Lineage: Eukaryota; Fungi; Ascomycota; Sordariomycetes; Sordariales; Sordariaceae. Bases 1 to 1761 code for a protein of 586 amino acids. The record is from RefSeq and is a predicted model, not a curated record.